Messenger RNA from Ricinus communis (castor bean), 1664 nucleotides. RefSeq names its product putative MO25-like protein At5g47540. Gene Ontology annotation, molecular function: protein serine/threonine kinase activator activity. Bases 447 to 1502 code for a protein of 351 amino acids. NCBI's taxonomy places the organism in Eukaryota, Viridiplantae, Streptophyta, Magnoliopsida, Malpighiales, Euphorbiaceae. Gene Ontology annotation, biological process: intracellular signal transduction. The record is from RefSeq and is a predicted model, not a curated record. The transcript has 11 exons.
UCUCAAACUAUAUUGCACGACUGAGCUUCCUUGAGUAUCAUUUUUAUAUGUUUUGUACGUUAAAAAAAUUGUGACAAUAACUAAAUAAAAGGAUGGGUAUAUGCCUAAUGUCUCUUAUAAGAAAGAGGCAAGUGCAAGUGUAUUGCAUGUGGAUUUCUAUUGUUUAAGGGAUUUAACCAUCUUUCUUCUAAAUUUAACCAAAAACAUAAAAACUGUUAUGUCAUCGUAAAGGAUUUCAAACCGAGAAAAGGGGUUGCACAUUGCAUGUUAUAACAAUUAUUCUUGACUUCGAUCCCUUUUUCCCUUCUCUUCUUCCUCUCCUAAAACCCUAAUUAAUCUUGGUACAUGGAACAAGAUGUAUGAAAUGUAAAUAGAUAAUUUACAUGUAAUAUUGCAUGGAAAGGUAAAGAAAAGAAAAGGAAAAGGAGAUAAAAAGAAAAGGGAAAAUGAAGGGCCUAUUCAAGUCGAAGCCACGGACACCGAUUGAGCUUGUGCAGCAAACGAGAGAGCUUCUCAUCUUUGUUGAUAAAAACACAGAAACUCGUGAGCGCAAGCGGGAAGAAAAGAUGUCAGAGCUGAGUAAAUCAAUUUUGGAAAUGAGGACUGUUCUUUUUGGAAAUGGCCAAACUGAACCAAGUCCAGAAGCUUGUGCCCAACUUGCACAAGAGUUCUUCAGAGAGGAUACAUUUCGCCUUCUCAUUAUUUGUCUCCCGAAACUCGAAUUGGGGGCACGUCAAAAUGCUACUCAUGUGAUAGCAAAUUUGCAAAGACAACGUGUUAAGGGGCGGUUAGUUGCACCUGAUUACCUGGAAGAAAAUUUGGACCUUAUGGAUAUUUUGUUACCUGGCUAUCUAGAUGAUGAGAUUGCUCUAACUUAUGGUGCAAUUUCAAGGGAGUGCAUUCGUCAUCAGACUGUGGCUAGGUACGUUUUGGAAUCCGAGCACAUGAAGAAAUGUUUUAAUCAUAUACAGAUUCCCAAUUUUGAUAUAGCAUCAGAUGCUCAAGCAACUUUUAAAGAACUUUUGACAAGGCAUAAAUCUACUGUAGCUGAAUUUCUUUCUCUAAAUUAUGAGUGGUUUUUUGAAGAAUACAAUACACAAUUGCUGCAAUCUUCGAACUAUAUAACCAGACGUCAUGCUGUCAAGUUGUUGGGUGAUGUAUUACUUGAACGCUCAAAUUCUAAUGUGAUGAUUCGCUAUGUGAGCUCAUUGGAUAACAUGAGAAUUCUGAUGAAUCUUUUCAGGGACUCCAACAAAACAAUACAGUUGGAAACCUUUCAUGUCUUUAAGUUAUUUGUUGCAAAUCAAAGUAAACCUCCUGAGAUCAUCAGUGUACUUGUCACAAAUAGGAGCAAGCUUCUCAGGUUCUUAGGCGACUUCAACAUUGACAAGGACGAUGACCAAUUUCAAUUGGACAAAGUUCAAGUCAUGAAAGAAAUUGCCACUCUUGAAAUUGGAGAUCGUUCAUGCGUGGAUUCAGAGGAGUGUGAGGUCGAAUCUUAAAAAUACUACUCAGCAUCUAAUUUUUAUUUACACAUUGCCUUUGCUAUAAUAUCACAUCAGAAACUGUAGAGGAAACAUGCCUGUCUCUGUACCACCAAUCUGUUGAUUUCUGUAUAGAUACUAACAUCUUCAAAUCUUCUUUUCCAUUUUCACCUCGUUUAA